AAAACAUAAGUUCCUUCCAAACAACAUUUACAAUGCUGACGAGACUGGUAUCAUUGCGGUGACAGACUCAGGAAAGGUGCUCGCCGAAAAAGGACAAAAAAGAGUCGGAUCUGUUACAAGUGGCGAACAGGGAAGCAAUAAACCCCAUUACCCCUUAGCCUGAGCGGCAUUACCCCAAAGUCAGGGGCAAUGGCGCUCAAGCCUGUUUUUUUUUUUUAUAAUGAUUUCCUAAUUCUUAUAAGUCAAAGAUAAAUACGUUUGGUGUUAAAAUGUUGAUUACUGAAUAGUUGAAGAACUUGUUAUUUUUUUGAAAUUUUGAAGUACCAUUAAUAUUUUGAAAAAUACAGUGUAUUUUCCUUAAGUGAACGCCAUUUCCCCUUUCUACCUUAAUUAUUAUUGCAGUAUUCACCUUCCAUUGUUGUUGGUUUUUAUUUUGAAAGUCGUGCGAUGGGCUUUGUAAAAAUGAUAAUGUAGGUCUAUUUUCAUACUUGGAUAGUUGUAUUAUAGGUUUAACAUUUGGCAAAGAACAAAUCUUGGGAAACAUUUUUGAAGGUAAGAACUUUAAAGUAGGAAGCAUUUUGUUUUGUUUAAAUAAUAUUAUAUCUGGCUUAAUAUUAUAUUCCACUUUUGUAAGAUCAUUUUUA
Messenger RNA from Polistes dominula (European paper wasp), 644 nucleotides. RefSeq lists its product as uncharacterized. The record is from RefSeq and is a predicted model, not a curated record. NCBI's taxonomy places the organism in Eukaryota, Metazoa, Arthropoda, Insecta, Hymenoptera, Vespidae.